UGUCAGCUCGUGAACACAUUCUUUAGUUUCCUGAGGCGUAAAACAGAUUUCUUCACCGGUGGAGAAGACGGAGUAGCAGAGAAGCUGAUCACAGAUACCUUCAACCAUCACAACAAACUAGCUCAGAAGGAACGGAAAGAGAAAAAGGCUCGUCAAGAGGCAGAGCGGCGUGAAAAGGCAGAGAGAGCUGCCAAACUUGCUAAAGAAAAGCAAGAAGCAAACGAGCCGAGGAUUAAGGAACUUACGGAUGAGGAAGCGGAAAGGCUGCAGCUGGAGAUUGACCAGAAAAAAGAGGUGCAAGGACAGGGUAACAAUGUCCCAGUGAAACCCUCGGAGGAUGAAGGUGAAUCUUCGGAUUCUAACAAACAGGAAACAGAUGACGAAGAGGAAGAUGAGAAGGAUAAAGGAAAACUUAAACCCAACUCUGGCAAUGGAGCCGACCUUCCAAAUUAUAGAUGGACACAGACUCUUUCAGAACUGGAUCUGGCCAUCCCUUUCAAGGUGAACUUCAGGUUGAAGGGGAAGGAUGUGGUGGUAGAUAUCCAGAGACGACGCCUCAAAAUUGGCCUGAAGGGCCAUUCACCCAUCAUUGAUGGAGAGCUUUUCAAUGAAGUGAAGGUGGAGGAGAGCUCCUGGCUGAUUGAAGAUGGUAAAACAGUCACUGUGCACCUGGAGAAGAUCAACAAGAUGGAAUGGUGGAACAAACUAGUCUCCACAGACCCGGAAAUCAACACCAAGAAGAUUAAUCCAGAGAACUCAAAGUUGUCAGAUCUGGACAGCGAAACUCGCAGUAUGGUGGAGAAAAUGAUGUACGAUCAACGACAGAAAUCCAUGGGCCUCCCCACAUCUGAUGAACAGAAGAAGCAAGACAUUUUGAAAAAGUUCAUGGAACAGCAUCCAGAAAUGGACUUUUCAAAGGCUAAAUUCAACUGAGCCCUCCCUUUCUCCCCCCGCCUCUUUCAGUCAGCCCGUCGAACGGGGCAGGAUACGUGUUGCCGGAUAUCCCCUGCCUUGGGCAAGUACACACCUCCAACAUCCCCACCCGAGCUUGCUGUGGAGGCAGCUCCAUGAAGUCGUCCUCAGUUGUCCUGUGUUGAGCAGAUGGCAAGGCCACAGCAGCGACCUGCAGCAGCUCCAGUCGGAGCCAUCUGCGACGCUUUCCAAAUGGCAAUUAGGAGGGUGAGAGCAGAAAGGGUGUUAGGGCUACAGGAGCCAGGCUUGAGAGGUUUUGGGAUAUAUCCUUAUUGUAUCGCUUAGCUUCAUCUCCUGGCUCUUCAGAGCCACUAAUCCACUCUUUGCCAUUUCGGUUUGGCAGCAGGUACUCCUGAGUUUUACUCCCUCCCCCUC
Messenger RNA from Balearica regulorum gibbericeps (East African grey crowned-crane), 1347 nucleotides. Lineage: Eukaryota; Metazoa; Chordata; Aves; Gruiformes; Gruidae. The record is from RefSeq and is a predicted model, not a curated record.